Molecule: messenger RNA, 3137 nt
Organism: Anopheles nili
Lineage: Eukaryota; Metazoa; Arthropoda; Insecta; Diptera; Culicidae
Product: breast cancer anti-estrogen resistance protein 3 homolog
Exons: 13
Coding region: 1-2937 (978 amino acids)
Biological process (GO): small GTPase-mediated signal transduction; positive regulation of peptidyl-serine phosphorylation
Molecular function (GO): phosphotyrosine residue binding; guanyl-nucleotide exchange factor activity
Source: RefSeq, a predicted model, not a curated record
AUGGGGAAAAGCACGAGCAAACUCGAUAAACGGCGCUCCCAGAGCAUUUCCUGGAGCUACAAAUUCGGCACAGCCAGUCGCCGGAAGAAGCAUGCCGCCUUGGUCAUCACCUCAUUGCCGCACAUGGAAACGGCCGAAUGGCUGCAACGGUUGGAUUUGGCUGAGUACACCGAUGUGUUUCGAACGUUCGCUGGCGUCGAGGAGAUGCUGUUCCUGAGCGAGGCGGACAUCAAGCGGCUUGGCAUCCGGAACAACGCACACCGGGCUCGGAUCGUCAGCAGUCUCGUUGCCCUGCGGGAGCAGCUCGUCCAAGAGUCCCACACAAAGACCAAUCAACGGAAUGGCGCAGAGGAAUUUCGAAACAGAGCACAGAUGCGACACAGUGUGGCUGUCGAUGGCUCACGAGCAGUCAAGACGGGUUGCGUGGCGUCGGAAAAUGAUAGCAUUUAUGAAUGUCUGUCGCCGGCCAACACCAAGCAGAGUAAGAGCUGUGGCGAUCUGUUAGAUAUGGAAACGACACCGGACGGCGGAAAUGAAGCCGUUGCACUGAAGAAAGCGCUCGAGUGGGAGCUGUCGUUGGAUUCGCGGGACCUCCGAUCGCACGCCUGGUACCAUGGGCCGAUCCCGAGGCAACGGGCUGAGGAGAUCGUCCAGAAAGAGGGUGACUUCCUGGUGCGGGAUUGUGUCUCGCAGCCGGGAAAUUACGUGCUCACGUGCAAAACCAAGGGACCGACGCUGCAUUUCGUGAUCAAUAAGCUGCUGCUCCAACCGGAAACCGUAUACGAGCGAGUACAGUAUCAGUUCGAGGACGACGCGUACGAUACAGUUCCUGAUUUGAUUACCUUCUACGUAGGCUCGGGGAAGUCCAUAUCGGUCGCAUCGGGGGCCCGAAUUCAAUUUCCGUGCAACCGCACGUACCCGUUGUCGUUCUACGCCGGGAAGUGUCCUCCGAAUGUUGGCGGUGCGGGCACGGGCAUUCGGGGUCCUAGCCCUCUUAACUCACCCUCACCGGUGCCCUCAUCACCAGGCUUUAGGUAUAAUCCGUACACGCAGCAAGCCGGUUCGUACCGUAGUCCGAUGUCCUCACCGCCACGGACGAAGCGAGAAACUCCGCCACGGUUACCGAGCAAGAAGCAACGUUCGCAAUCCCUUACGCCCUUACAUGGAGCCCAGGGUGGCCAGCAACGGUACAACAGCGCCGAUGGUGUCAUUAGUGGUAGUAACGGAAGUACGAUGGCCCCUGGGGAAGGUAAAUCCGGCCAUCCGGCAAAACCCUCACGGUUAGCGGAGACUCCCGAGAAGUGCAGUAGCGCUGAUGGAGUGAUACACAGCGAUCCGGCCAUCGGAGCGCGACCUGGUGAAGAGAAAAGCUCCAGUGCGGAUGGUGUGGUAAAGCCUCCGCUUGUUCCACGACCCAGCUCAACCGAUCCGGCUGGGUUGGCAUCGUUGAAGAGCAGCUCACAAUCGUUGCCCCGUUCAGCCAGUCUUCGAUCGUCCCAGGGAAAGUUGAGCUCACGAGCGUCCAGCAUCAACAAGGAACCAAGCGAACACUCGCUGAGUCCGUGUAUCGAACAGAAGACGACAUUCGCGGAAGGCGAUGGAAGUGAACAACCACCGAGUCCACCACCGAAGCCGAUCCGAGGUGGAACGCUUCAGCGGCGUGACUCGAUGAAGGACUCCGACACACAAUCCGUGCAGGGUGCCGGUGGACACGGUGGCCGUGGUGGGCUAGGAUCGUACCAUCCGAGUGGGUCCGAUUCGGGUAAUGGAUCAGGUGAUUCCGCACAGAGUUCCGCCACCGGUGAGGAACUGACUAUGCCCGUUCGUGGCGUUGGUGGUGUGGUUUUGAGGAAUCCAAGAUUUAUUCCCACCUCGCUGUCGUCGGUUACGUUGCGAUCGCAUACGGAGAUCGAUCCUGUCGCAGCCGAGGAGGCACUACUGGCGAUGCAGAUACCCACGUAUGAGCAGGUGUCUCGGUUCGAUCUGGAGAAUUUCAACACGCUGCUGUUGCCGUUUUGUGAGUGCAAACCGCUCGACAGUGGAACCCUCAACACCUUCCGGAUGAUGCUGUGCGAGUCGGGACCGCGGGUCAUUGCGAACCACCUGACGAGGGUGGACAUUGGUCUUAUCUUAGAGCGGGACGAAAGCCGAAAGGACAAUCCGCUGUGCUGUACCGGGCUGGAACUGAUCACGCUAGAGCACGGUAAGCAGUACCGGUUGGAUCUGAUCGAGCGCACCGAGUGCAUGAAGCUGUUGGUUGCCGUCACCAUCCUGACGAGUCAGAGUGAUCUCGAGCGAGCGGAAACGCUCAACAAGUGGAUACAGAUAGCGGUCGAAACGAAAACUGCCUUGGGAAAUUUGUUCGGGUUCAGUGCCAUCAUGUUGGGUCUCUCGAUGCCACAGAUCCAGAAGCUCGAAUCGACGUGGCACACGCUGCGCCAAAAGUUCACCGAUAGUGCAUUCAACUUCGAAGCCAAGUUACGACCAACGCUGAACAGCAUGAAUGAUUGCUCGAACCCGCAAGCACCGAACACGACCAUCCCUCACAUACUGCCGUACGUGCUGGUGAAGGAUCGCACGAUCAACGACGUUUUCGCAAACACGUCCAGCCCGUGCCCAACGCUGAUCGCCGCAUGUGUUACGCCUUGGGAAACGAUUACGCAGGAUUUUGGCUUUUCCGUGCUGUUCGCUCAUCUCGAUGCGGCCCGUAGUUUCAUCAACAACCUGCCGCUUUACAAGAAGAACGCUCAAACAAUACUGCAGGAUACGAGUAGGUUGGAUCCGCUGAUGGAAGAUGCUUUCAGGACCGAGUUUCAGAUGAAGUUCCUGUGGGGUAGCAAAGGUGCGCUAGUUCCGGCGGAAGAGCGCCACGCCAAAUUCGAGCACGUGCUCACCGUGAUGGCGGAAAAGUUCUGUGGCGAUCCUUCGGCCGGAUAAGACGCAAUGAGUUGCAAUUCUGGAUGAGCAGCACUGCAGGAUACGUCAGGAUAUUGAUUCUCUAAAAACAAUUACAAUUUGAUUUCAUUAAGUUGCAACUCGUUACCGAACUUGCAAGAUAGAACAACGUGCUCUUAUUGCUAAGAAAAAUACAUCGCAGGAAAUGGUGAAUGCUAUACGGAAAGCUUAAAGAACCAACA